AUGAAGGGAUGUGCUGAUUUGGCCGUCUACGUUGACGACAUCGGUUUUGCCGAGGCCGAGUUGGACGCGUACACGCGUAUUCUUGAGGUGUUGCGCGGCCGCGCUUGCUGGUACUGUCAGAUCGUCGCCACGCCGCUCGCCCGUGCAGUCACAGAUUGGAAGGGCCAGCAAGCACCUGGCAGAACCCGAGGCGCCAAACGGGCCGCUGCCCCCGUCGCCACAAACAUCAUUGGAAUGCUGAUGGUGUUCUUGCUGCUCGGAAUGGCCACUGCAACCUCCAAUCGUGCCUGUUGGUACUGUGAGCUAGUCGGGACGCCGCUGGCCCGUGCGUUGAGCGACUGGAAGGAGAAGCAGGAACCAGGGACACCCCGUAUUCAGGUAGCCACCGAGGUGCCGGGCCGCACGAAGAAGGACUGCAUCAAACGAUUCAAAUACGUCGCGCAGCUCAUCAAAAAUCAGAAGAAA
Molecule: messenger RNA, 465 nt
Organism: Mesorhabditis spiculigera
Lineage: Eukaryota; Metazoa; Nematoda; Chromadorea; Rhabditida; Rhabditidae
Source: the annotation of a GenBank genome assembly